AUGUGGCGCCCAAGUCCUUCCUAUAAAAGCAGCAUGGAAGUAAUCAACCAAGGUAGUGCGAAGGAACAAAUGACACCAAAGGACAGAAGAGAUGCGAGGCUACAGACAGUCCGAACGCCAUACUGCAGAGCAGGAGCACAAGCCGUAGAGAACGAAGCACCAGUGCAGUUGAAGAACACAGCGAAACAAUACUGA
Messenger RNA from Echinococcus granulosus, 195 nucleotides. RefSeq lists its product as hypothetical. The transcript has a single exon. The coding region runs from base 1 to 195 and encodes 64 amino acids. Lineage: Eukaryota; Metazoa; Platyhelminthes; Cestoda; Cyclophyllidea; Taeniidae. The record is from RefSeq and is a predicted model, not a curated record.